Messenger RNA from Phytomonas sp. EM1, 201 nucleotides. The record is from the annotation of a GenBank genome assembly. Lineage: Eukaryota; Euglenozoa; Kinetoplastea; Trypanosomatida; Trypanosomatidae.
AUGCGCACGCACUCCACGCAGACGGGGGCGUCGGGCUUCCGCCGCGAUAACUCCACGCAGGCGCGGCCGCCGAAGACGUCGUCGACGCAGACCAUGCAAGAUGCCGCGACCCAGCCACCUCACGUCGUGCAGUACAUCAAAGGGCUCCGCGGAACGCCCUCUUCCGAGCUCAAACAGGUCCAACGCGUUAUACAAUACUAG